CUGAGGGUGGCAUGGCGGACAGCAAUGACUGCGGAGUUUGAUGAAGAAGUGGUGUUUGAGAAUUCACCACUGUACCAGUAUCUGCAAGAUUUGGGACACACAGAUUUUGAAAUAUGUCCAGCAGUGACGCCAGAGGAGCGUCUGCCAGAGAAUGGAAGUCGAGGACAGGCCAACACAACUGCAGAGCCAGGCAUAUACAAGAGAGUGCUUGCUUUCUUACAAAGCUGGAACCCUUUUAUUUCAGAAAAGAAAAAAGAUGAAAGAGUCCAUUUGUUGGAUAUUGGAUUCCGACUCGAUAGCCUGCGAGCAAUCUUGUUGCAGGAAGUCCUGAUACAGGAGGAUGUGGAGCUGAUUGAGUUGCUUGACCCUGGGAUCCUGUCUGCUGGUCAGACCCAGAAUCAACAAAAAGGGCAUCUUCCAACACUGCGCUCCCUAGCAACUCCUAAUAUUUGGGAGAUGUCUGUAUUGUUUGCUUUCCUCAGCGCUUUGGCUGCACUGAAAUCUUGGCACUUUUCUUCUUUAUUCAUCUGGGGGCCCAGCCUUCUCCUCUUUGCCGUUUUUGCCGUCCUGAGAAUACUGAGAACAUGGAGCGCAGCCAGGCUACAGGUCAAACUGAAAAAGUACUGUGGCCAGUUGGAAAUGACUGUAGCAAACAGCCGAGCCUUCACCAACCUUGUGAGAAAAUCCCUGCGUCUGAUCCAGGAAACUGAAGUUAUUUCUCGGGGAUUCACCCUGGUCAGUGCUGCUUGCCCAUAUGAUAAGGUUGGACAACAUAGUAGCCAGCAUCUCCUUGGGUUGCGUAAAGCUGUCUACAGGACCGUCAGGACCAACUUCCGAGUUUCUCGACUGGCAACACUGUACAUGCUUAAGAAUUAUCCCUUAAAUUCUGAGAUAGACAACGUGACUAACUACAUCUGUGUCGUUCCUUUGAAAGACUUGGGCAUGGGGUUAAGUGAAGACCAGGUGUCUGAGGAGGAGGCCCACAAUCUCACAGAUGGCUUUAGCCUCCCUGCUUUGAAGGUUCUGUUUCAGCUCUGGAUAGGCCAGAGUUCAGAGUUCUUUCGGCGUCUAGCACUACUGCUGUCUCCUGAAAAUGCAUACCAAGGCCCAAUCACUAACCCAGAGCUGCUUCCACACUACAUUUGGUGUGAUGUAGUUCAAGAUCUACCUCACACGCAGGCUACCUGCUUGACAGAACUGAAACGUAGCUAUGAGUUUUAUCGUUAUUUUGAAACACAACACCAGUCCAGUGCAGAGCGCACAAACAGGAGAAAAAGGGAGACCGGGGAGCUGAACAAUCUUCAUGGGGCUGUACGCAGUCUACAACUACAUCUGAAGGCACUACUCAAUGAAGUGAUUAUACUUGAGGAUGAAUUAGAAAAGCUUGCAUCCUCUAAGGAAACUCAAAGCAUGACCGCUGAAGCUUCACUCAUCUUGGAAGAAAAACUAAGGCUGAUACAGCCACAUGUGCAGGCCAGUAACACAUGCUGGGAGGAGGCAUUGUGUCAGGUGGAAAGGAUGGUUCGGAAACCCCCAGCUAUAAAAGAAACUGCAAACAAACUCUUGUGAAAAUUCACAUUGCCUUAUGGUGCCUAAUGUGCCUCCCCCCUUACGAAUUGAAGACAGAGAUCCGGUGCCAGAGGAACAGGAAUUAGAAGCCUAUGUGGAAGACAUUGCUGUGGACAAUGAAUUUAGCAGGGAGGAUGUCUUCCUAUUUACACCGGAAGAGAGGGAAAGACAGAAGCGAGAAAGGGAGGAGUCUAAAAGAGUUCUGCAAGAGCUAAAGGCUGUAUUGGGCUUAAAGGCAUCAGAAGUAGAAAGACAAAAAUGGAAACAACUGCUUUUUAGUGAUCAUGGUGUGUAUUCUAGAUCUGUACAAAACACUCACCAGCUUCCAAAGUGUUACCACAAUGUCAUACACAGGUAUUUGGUAUAUGUACAUUGUAGCCUCCAUCCAAUAAAACUUUUUUGUAAGUUUUGGAUAUUCUGCUGA
This is a messenger RNA of Staurois parvus, 1993 nucleotides long. The record is from the annotation of a GenBank genome assembly. NCBI's taxonomy places the organism in Eukaryota, Metazoa, Chordata, Amphibia, Anura, Ranidae.